Messenger RNA from Abrus precatorius (Indian licorice), 1764 nucleotides. RefSeq lists its product as uncharacterized. The transcript has 4 exons. Bases 1 to 1764 code for a protein of 587 amino acids. The record is from RefSeq and is a predicted model, not a curated record. NCBI's taxonomy places the organism in Eukaryota, Viridiplantae, Streptophyta, Magnoliopsida, Fabales, Fabaceae.
AUGGCAGAAAAACUCUUAGCGAAAUAUUUUCCUCCCGCUAAAACUGCCAAGAUGAGGAAUGAUAUCUCUUCCUUCUACCAGUUGGAGACAGAGAUGUUAUACGAUACGUGGGAGAGGUUUAAGGAAUUGCUGCGGAAGUGCCCACAUCAUAGGAUUCCUAACUGGCUUCAAGUGCAAACCUUCUAUAAUGGGUUAAACUCAGCCACAAGACAAAUGAUAGAUGCUGCAGCUAGGGGCACUUUGAAUAGCAAGACACCAGGGGCUGCACAAAAACUGUUUGAAGAAAUGGCAAUGAACAACUAUCAAUGGAGCUCCACUCGAUCCAAACCUUCGAAAUCUGCUGAAAUUUAUAGUCUUGAUGCAGUAACAUCCUUGGCAAUGCAAGUUGAAGCCUUAGGGAAGAAAAUUUAUGGUUUAUCUGUUAACCAUCCAGUUGCUCCGAUGAUGAGAUGUGAUAUUUGUGGAGGAGGCCACCCUAAUCAUGAGUGUCGAGCUACUCAAGAAGAACAUGCCAAUGUGAUAGGAAAUAGACCACCGUACCAAAAUUAUAAUGGCAUGAAUAACCCAGACUAUAGGAACUAUGCAAACCCAUCAUGGAACAACAACCAACAGCCAACGCGAAACAACACACCCUCACGAUAUCAACAAGCCCCACAUCAACUACCACCCCUAGUUGAAAAGAAGUCAAACCUUGAGGAGUUGAUGACCAAAUUCAUUCAAUUUUCAGAAUCUCGGUUCCAAUCUACCGAGACAGCACUAAGAAAUCAACAAGCCUCUAUCCAUAAUCUAGAAAUUCAGUUGGUUCAAAUUUCUAGACUUCUCUCAGAAAGACCCCAAGGAAGCUUGCCUGGCAAUACUGAGACUAAUCCUAGGGAGCAGGUUAAUGCAGUAACAUUAAAGAGUGGCAGAACAUUACAAGAGAAGGGGAAGCAAGAAACAAAAAAAGAUGCAGUUGAAGAGGAGGAUAAAUGUCAAGAGGAGAUUGUGGAAAAGCCCCCUGUAGUGAAAGAAUUCAUACCCCCACUUCCCUACCCAGCAAGAUUGAAGAAAGACAAGGAUGAUGAACAAUUUGGUAAAUUUCUAUCCUUAUUUCGUCAACUUCAUAUUAAUUUACCGUUUAUUGAUGCCUUGGCACAGAUGCCCAAGUACGCCAAAUUUCUGAAGGAUCUACUGUCCAACAAGAAGAAAUUGGAGGAAUUGAUAGUUGAUAGGGCUUUAGCUGAUUUAGGUGCUAGCAUUAAUUUGAUGCCAUAUUCUGUUUUUAAGAAAUUAGGUUUGGGAGAACGUAGGUUAACUAGAAUGAGUAUUCAACUAGCUGAUAGGUCAAUUAAAUAUCCUAGGGGUAUCAUCCAGUAUGUGCUUGUAAAAGUGGACAAAUUUAUUUUUCCUGUUGAUUUUGUGAUUCUUGAUAUGGACGAGGACACUGAUGUCCCCUUGAUCUUAGGUCAUCCAUUUUUAGCUACUGCAGGGGCUAUAAUUUAUGUGAGGGAUGGAAAAAGCUUAGUUCACGAAGGAGGAAACGAUGGUAUGAGCUUGCUAACUCAAGAACAGUGGUGUCAUUUAGAAGCUACUAAGCCAUUAUGGAGAAAGAUGAACUUUGAAGUUUUGGAGUGGAAAUCAAAGAAGCAACCCAACCCAUCCAUUAAUGAACCACCAGAUGAAAAAUUGAAGGUUUCCUCUCCACUUGAAUCCCAGAUUAGCUUUGCUUCCCACGACUCUUUGCUUAUUUAUUUACUUUUCAGGGAAGUUUCAGUUGCACUUUAA